Molecule: messenger RNA, 2122 nt
Organism: Pectinophora gossypiella (pink bollworm)
Lineage: Eukaryota; Metazoa; Arthropoda; Insecta; Lepidoptera; Gelechiidae
Product: oocyte zinc finger protein XlCOF6-like
Exons: 11
Coding region: 100-1980 (626 amino acids)
Biological process (GO): regulation of transcription by RNA polymerase II
Cellular component (GO): nucleus
Molecular function (GO): DNA-binding transcription factor activity, RNA polymerase II-specific; RNA polymerase II transcription regulatory region sequence-specific DNA binding; zinc ion binding
Source: RefSeq, a predicted model, not a curated record
UUAUAUGUGAAAUGUAUAUUUCGUUUGUGUUUUUUACAUAUUAGAUACUUUUAAUCUGAUAUAUUUUUGGUUGUUCAUAUUUAAUGCAAUUGUGUACAGAUGGAAAUGGCUACGAAUAUUAAAGAUUUGUGUAGGCUAUGUGCGAAGAAACAUGAAAUUUCAAAGGACUUGUUAGAUGAAAGUAAUAAGCAUGUUUUGGAUUUGGUUCGACAAUUUACCCAAAUUACUGUAACAGAAUGUGACAACAUGCCAACAAAUGUGUGCCUGGACUGUGAAGAGAAAAUGGUUUCCUUUCAACUUUUUAUUUUAGAAUGUUACAAAAUACAGGAUUCCUUAAGAAAAUUGUGUUUGGAUAGGUGUGAAAAUUUGAAUAUUAAAAUUGAGGAUGGUAUCGUCGAUUUUGGAAUAGCAGUAAUCAAGUCAGAGGUGAAAGAUGAAUUAACUGCAGAAGAUUUACUGGAAAGUGCAAUAAACAAUGAUGUUCCUCUUGAUGAUUAUGAUGAUGCCUAUCAAACUAUUGAUAUUGAAGUUAGUGAGGAAGAUGAUGAUGAUGAAUAUGAUAAUAUGACCAUUGCUUCAUUAAAGGAAGUUACAACAGCCACAAACAAGGAGUUGACAGAGGAAGAGAAGGCCCGAUUUACGGAAGUGCUUCACAAACCAGAUUUAAGAACUAGUGACUUUGUCAAGUUAGAUUGUACAAUUUGUGGAAUUGCAUUUAAAUCAUGGUCACAUUUACGCAUUCAUUUUAUGAAGACACAUAGAGGUAUAAAACCAUUUACCUACUGUAUAUGUGGGUUCGCCGUAAAAUCUAAAAGUGUGCUCUACAAACAUGUGACUGACCACAAACACGAAAGCAGGAAGCUGAAAAAAGAGAAAUGCACAGACUCUGAUGAUGAGGGUUACUCAGCCCUAAAAGUUAACAAUUUCAUUCAGUUCAAAUGUUCCGGCUGUGACAAAUUAUAUUCCAGUUGGUAUAGUCUGAAGUCCCACUGCCAGUCACAACACAAAAUUCCACCAGUGGUUGAAUGCAAAUGUGGAAUUACACUUAAAUCUAAAUCUAGUAUGUACAAGCACAUACAGGACCAUAAAACUCCCAGUACCCUUCAAUGUGAUAUAUGUUCAAAGGUAAUGAAAACAGAGGCAGCACUAGAAACACAUAGACUUAAGCAUGUACCAAAGUCAGCCAGAAAGUUCAAUUGUUCAACUUGCGACAAAGUAUUCAAUUACAAAGAAGCUUUAAGGUCACAUGAAAAAUCUCAUAUUCCUAUAGAAGAAAGAAAAGUAUUCAACUGUGAUAUUUGUCAUUUAAAGUUCACCUCAAGAUCAGCAGUGACGUCCCACAAGCGUGUGGUGCAUGAGAAGGUGAAAUCGUACGUUUGUGACCUAUGUGGGUACGCCUGUGGUACCAACGGGGAGCUGCGACAGCACCGAGCCAUACAUAGCGACGAGAAACCUUUUGCGUGUGGAAAGUGCUCGAAGUCGUUCAAAACGUAUUCGAAUAUGAAAACUCACAUGGACACACACGAAGAGACGUCAUACGUAUGCUACGUGUGCAACCGUGUGCUAAACAGUCGGCGGACGCUGCGGAAACAUUUAUUAGUACACGAAGACAAAUGUCGACACAUUUGCCCAUACUGUAAUAAGGCAUUCAAACGACGGCAGACACUAAAGGUGCACAUGUAUACGCAUACGGGUCAUAAACCGUUGACAUGCAAGUGGUGCGAAGAGCGGUUCUCGUACGCGUCGACGCUGCGCUCGCACCGGCUACGUUGCCACCCCGACAAGAUGGCGGCACAACACGCGAACAAGGCAGCCAUGCAACGUUGCCUGCCCGACAAAAUGGCGCCGCAGGAACACUCGUACACCACCUACACCCACGUCGCGCCCCACGUCACACAUUUAUCCACACAAGAGGAUUACAUAAAGAAUGACUUAGCAGCCGUAAACGUGACAAAGAACGAGGUGGACGCCAUACAGUAAUGAACAAUUGUAGCUUAUGUUAUAAGAAGUAGUGUUAAACUCGAGCAAUCCAGUGUAAGUGAGACUUUUUACAUGAUUCAUUAUCACUUUUAAUAGGUUGGUAGAUUAUUGGAUAAAUAAAGGUAUUUAUCAGCAUUACAAA